ACCCCGUUGGGAUGGGAUGGGGACCAAAAAGAAGAACAAUAUUAGAGAUCUCCUGCCGGAGCUACUAAAUUUUUCGUCGCGAACAAAUGAGCUCCAUUCACCAGCGCCCGCAACCAGCAGGCCCCGUCAGCCUCCACAGUUGCCUCACUUGGCUUUUCGCCGUCCUCCUCCUCGUCUACAUCAUCUACUCCUCCAAACUCAUCCUCUUUGGCCACAGUGACUGCCCCCUCCCUUCCACCAAUCUCUCGGCCAACGAAAAGGCCAGCACCACCCAUCAUCCUGCCUUCCCCAACUCUUCUACUAAUUCUCUCACAGAACUCGGCAAACAACUUCAACAGCAUUAUGAUUUAUCAAGAUCUAUAGUUCCCCUGGCGUCCAGGAGAUACGACACGGAGCUCAAGCACAUUGUGUUCUGCAUUUCGGCGUCAUCGGGCUUGUGGAACAGGAGGAAGGAGUACAUAAAGCUCUGGUGGAAGCCUAAGCAGACUAGAGGGGUGGUCUGGUUGGACCAGAAGGUGAGGACACGGCGGAAUGAACCCCUGCCGGAGAUUCGGAUAUCUGAGAAUACUUCCACGUUCAAGUACACGAACAAGGAGGGGCAGAGAUCGGCAUUGAGACUGUCCAGGGCAGUUUCAGAGACAUUGAGGCUCGGGAUGGAGGAUGUGAGAUGGUUCGUGAUGGGCGACGAUGACACCAUAUUUAUAGUAGAGAAUUUGGUUAGUGUGCUGUCUAAAUACGAUUACAGGCAGCCUUACUACAUCGGAAGCUCAUCGGAGAGCCAUAUUCAGAACAUAUUCUUUUCCUAUGUAAUGGCGUAUGGUGGGGGCGGGUUUGCUAUAAGCUACCCAUUGGCCAAGGAGCUGGAGAAGAUGCAGGAUCGGUGUAUUCAGCGCUAUCCCAGUUUGUACGGAAGUGAUGACAGAAUUCAGGCUUGUAUGGCCGAACUAGGAGUGCCACUCACCAAAGAAGUUGGGUUUCAUCAGUUCGAUGUAUAUGGAAACCUCUUAGGCCUUUUGGGAGCUCAUCCUAUAGCUCCAUUGAUAUCCCUUCACCACCUUGAUAUCGUGGAUCCAAUAUUCCCACGGAUGAGCAGAGUUCAGGCCCUGCGGCACCUAUUUCAUUCCACCAAGGAUGACACGGCAAGUAUGAUACAGCAAUCAAUCUGCUAUGACAAGAAAAGGGAAUGGUCCAUAUCGGUUUCGUGGGGCUAUGUGGUUCAGAUCAUAAGAGGAGUGAUGUCUCCCAGGGAACUAGAGAUGCCCACCAGAACCUUCCUAAACUGGUUUACAAGAGCUGAUUUCACAGCAUACUCUUUCCAGACCAGGCCUGUGAGCAGGCAGCCAUGCCAGAAGCCUUUCGUAUUCUAUAUAAGAUCGUCCACGUAUCAACGAGACAGGAAGCAAACAAUUGGGGUUUAUAUUCGCGAUCGUCAAGAUCCCCACCCUCUAUGCCGAUGGAAAAUGGACUCACCUGAAAUAUUUGAUUCUGUAGUGGUGGUGAAAAGACCAGAUGAACGACGUUGGCUAAGGACCCCAAGGAGGGAUUGUUGUAGAGUUUUGCCAUCAAGAAAGAGAUCGCAGAUGUAUAUAUGGGUGGGCAAUUGCCGGGAAGGUGAGAUUAGCGAAUUAUAGCAGCAAAAGGGAAGCUACACUUAUAUCUUCUCUCUGCUCCUCCUGCCAAGUUCUUUCAUGGUACAUGGGAUAAAAACUGAAUUCCAUAGGAAUUUGAGCUCAAAGGACUCUCGAGGAUUGCGUUGAUCUUCAGCAUAUCAAAAUUGCUACAGCUUUGCUAUUUCUCAUUUAUCUCGGUGUAAAUUUGUUACGAGCAUGUCAUUCACUUUUAUGAAUUUUUACAAGCUCUGCCUGUAAACAAUCCCCGUGGUUGGUGACAUAGUCACGGGAGGAUUAUUAUUAUGCUGGCACAUUUUUCCUAGAAAAGCAACUGAAACCCUAGUCAUCGUCUUAUAUCCUUCAAUGGAUCUUUGAAUUGUUAGUUAGAAAAACGACUCCCAAUGUCUAAAAAGGAAAUGAUUCUUCAAUCAGUUGUACUCACCGGAUGCGGUAUAGUGUCAUUGU
Molecule: messenger RNA, 2075 nt
Organism: Diospyros lotus (date-plum)
Lineage: Eukaryota; Viridiplantae; Streptophyta; Magnoliopsida; Ericales; Ebenaceae
Exons: 3
Coding region: 87-1631 (514 amino acids)
Molecular function (GO): acetylglucosaminyltransferase activity
Source: RefSeq, a predicted model, not a curated record